AUGCCUGAGGCACCAAUAUGGCCGAUGACUCAGCAAUACCCUAUCUUAGACUGCACCCAACAGCAAAUCCCAACAAAGCGAUUUGUCUUUCCUCGCAAACCUCGUCAUUCAGGGUCUUCCUCCUUCCCGUCACCUCCCUCCAUCCAUCCCCAUCAUUUUCCAUCCCCAAAGUGCCUAUUUUGGUUCACAUUUAGUCGUAUAGACACCCAGACACGCUCUUCAUACAUCAACGGCCCCACACCUUCUUGUUUUGUUGUUGUUGUGGUCGACGUGAUGGCCAGUCCGCCCCGACGCGUCACCAGGAGUCAGAGUCGGGAGCGGGAGACAUCCAUUGUCAAAGAUGUCGGUCAGUCGUCUGGAGGUCGCAUGUGGACGCAAAGUAAGCGACGAAUGACGGGUCAGAGCCUGGAAGUCCUCCCGGAAGAAUCCCCAUACAAAUCCCCCCGCAAAUCCACUGGCCGAUUCGUCCCCGGGUCGCCAGAAGAUGCAGGCAACAUCACCGGCACGACCAUCCGCGUGUCGGAGCACGAGUCCGAGCUCGACCCGCAGAUGAUGCUCUACACGCUCCCCGACCUGGAGUCCUACGCGACGGGCGUGCUCGACUUCGUGCUCCCAGCCGCCAAGACCGGCAGCGUCGCCGAGCUGGCGAAGAAGCUCGCCGACUCCAAGAGCCUGCAGCACCUGCAGUUCCGCCGCCGCGUGUCCAAGCUGACCGGCGAGACGCAGAACUUCUCGCACGCGGCGUACAUCGACGUCGCGGAGGUGCACCGGCUGUUCUACGAGCUGCUCGAGAGCCGGCGCAUGUCGACGGCGUGGUCCGCCGACGGCAUCCUGCACAAGGCGAACUGCGCGCUCUUUGCGCGCGAGCUCCUCCUCGCCGCUGACUGGGUGCCGUUUCGGCGCGCGGUCGCCAAUGUCGCGGACUCGUUCCCGUCGGCGUUCAUGAACGAUAUCGCGCACGAGGACGCGUCGCAGAGCCGCGCCGCCGGCGAGAGCGCGCUGGCAAUGGAGACGUUCCAGCUGGCGCUGGAGAUCCGCACGCAGUCGUUGAUCAUGCACAUCGAGGACCGCCAGGGUGAUCCGGUGUUUAAUCCGGUGGAGGCUCUGGAGAGUGCCUUCUUUCUGGAGCAUCCUGGCGAGGAUGCGCCGCUUCGCGGGUUCGAUUUGGACGGCCUCGGUGGUGUGGAUGCACCUCUGCCUGCGCGGUUUCGCGACGCCGCGUUGGAACGCUACGCGGAUGUGCGCGAGCUGCUGGCCGAGAAUGAGGGCUACGUGCUGCGCGUGCUGAAGAGCGUGUAUCGGUGGCAGAAGUUUAUCCCGCGCGCGGUGGGUUGGAUCGCCAAGCGCAGCGAUGAGAUCAACGAGGACUUGCGGAAGCAGCCGAGCACGGAGGAGUUCCACGCGGAGUUUUUUGCGUCGAAGGAUAGUUUUAAUGAGAGUGUGGGAGCUGGGGCCGCUGCAGAGGCCAACAUCCAGGAGACGCCCACAGCGGCCGCCCCAGCGGAAUCGCCUGUUCCAGCGGAACGUCGUCCAGAGCCAGAGUCAGAGGCACGACCAGAACCAGAACCACAAACGAGGCCACAGACACAGCCGCAGCAAGACAAAGACCGCCGAAAGUCCGGCAGAUCGUGA
Molecule: messenger RNA, 1632 nt
Organism: Aspergillus terreus NIH2624
Lineage: Eukaryota; Fungi; Ascomycota; Eurotiomycetes; Eurotiales; Aspergillaceae
Exons: 2
Coding region: 1-1632 (543 amino acids)
Source: RefSeq, a predicted model, not a curated record